GGAAGUAAUCUUAGUAUUGCAAGUAACCCUGAUUCAGAAGUAGCCAAAGUCUCUGCUACAACUGAUAAUGGAGAGGUAAGACGUUCGGUACACUUCGGAGAUCGCCUUCUAGAUGACCUCAUGAACACCUUCUGUGAUCGUCUCCAGGCAGCUUGUCCUCGGAAAAUAGACGGAUGUCUUGCUAUUCAAUUUGUAAUGGUGAUUGCAUCCUUCAUAGAUGAUGAGAUCACCGCUAUAGUUUGCACCAAAUUCUCAGGAUAUGUGUUUGAACCGCAAUCGUUGAAAACGCUCGUGAAUGUUGGCCGACCAGCUCAUCAAAUUAUAUUCGAUCCCGAUAGAGUCCAUUAUGUUGUAGUCGACUAUGACCCUCAGACAAAAAUUGUCGUACUUUAUGAUUCAUUGGUUGAAAAGGAUUCGAACGCUACUCACCUGGUAAGAAGAGCAGUCAUGAGACAAAGUGUAAAGAUACCGUUCAAAUCAGAAUUCAACAGUUACAUCUCAGCCGUUGUCUGGUCCUUAACAAUAGGAUGGGUUAUUAUAAUGGAUAAGGCCUUCAGCAUCAAACGAUCAGGGAUGCGCCUCGCAUUCGAUCUCCAUUCACAAUAG
Molecule: messenger RNA, 606 nt
Organism: Haemonchus placei
Lineage: Eukaryota; Metazoa; Nematoda; Chromadorea; Rhabditida; Trichostrongylidae
Source: the annotation of a GenBank genome assembly